UGAGUACUACCUGUAUAACAGGCAGAAAUAAAUGUAGAUAUUUGCACUGCAUAUAAAUACCUACAAUUGCAGAAAGGGCUUGUCAACAGCCUAGUUAACCCCUUUUUAACCAUCAGAACCACUUGUAAAAAAAUAGAUUUUAAAUUGUUUGCACAUGGAGAUUUGAGAGAAAUAAAACACAAACCUAAACCACUUAAUUUAUCUAUAGAUUCAUGUGCCAAAGUCAGAGUUCGUUGCCAAUGCUGCUAAAACUAAACAAUAUUGGGGAAAGAUGUGAGAGGAAUAUGGACUGCGUUCCCACCAGCCACAAACUAUCCUGCUAACAAAUCAUCUUGUUAUAUGUUUCCAGUGCAUCUAUAAGUGCAGGGGGGGACGGCCUUCCAUGACUCUCUGGGUUCGGUUAGCGACGGUUGUUUGCUGCAACGUCGGUCGUUGAGGGCCAGCGCUUUUUCCCCCGCCCCCAGGGAACCUUCACUCUGGCCUCAUCCUCUCGACGGAGGAGCGAGCCCAGCGCGUCGUUCUUCGAGUCUUAUUUCUUCCCGCCAAAGGAGAAACGGGAGGCGGACUUGUGGCGGAGCCCCACAGCUCGCGAGGGAAGUCGGCGGAACGGACGCGGGGAAAAGAGUUAAACUUGCAGGGGUCCCCAAACUUGACAACUUUAAGACUUGUGGACUUCAACUCCCAGAAUCCUCCAGCCAGCUAAGCCACAAGUCUUAAAAGUUGCCAAGUUUGAAGACCCGCUGCACUAAAGCAAAAAACAGCCGCCCUCCCCCCCUCCGCCAGAGCAGGCAGCUUCCCCGCGAAGAGAGCGCGGCGUCACGUGCUCGUCUCUACCGCCCGUUCGGGGGCUUCUGAGCCGCCUGGCUGGUCCCCGCUCUCUGCCUCCCCGGUGUUAUAAAAGGAGGCGCCCGAUGGCGACCUCCCAGCCCAGCCGUUUCAAGCCCUUGGCAGCAUGAGCGGACCACCGAUCCUGGCGCUGCUCUGCCUCACCCUGGCCCUGCUGCUCAGCCCUCCCGCCGGGGCGUGGUACAAGCAGGCGGCCGGCCCCAGCUACUACUCGGUGGGCAGGGCGUCGGGGCUGCUCUCCGGCAUCCGCCGUUCACCUUACAUGCGCCGCUCCGACGACAACGGCGCUGCGGACAGUAGCGCCGAGGACGGCCCCGCCGCAUCCUCUCUCACCAUGUCCGAGUCGCGGCAGAAUUUCGGCGGGCUGCGCAACCUGGCAGUGUGUGUGAAGGAAGUGGCUCCAGAACUGCAAAGCUGCCAGCUACUGCCUGAUGUGCCCAGCGUCAUUCAGUGCAAGGCGGAUGUCACUGUCUCUUUGGACCCCACUGACUGUACUAUCCCAUGAGACUUGAGCAGGUGUCCUUCCCUAUAAGUUCUAUGGAGGCACCUGGAGGGGGGGACAGGCAGGCAAGCGAUGGGUUUACUCUCUGUGUCAAUGGCGGUUGGAGUUGCGGGUGGUGAGGGAAUAUGGUUUUAUUUGUAUUUUUUCUGCAUCUGUUAAUAAAUGUGAUUUAAAAGGC
This is a messenger RNA of Thamnophis elegans (Western terrestrial garter snake), 1526 nucleotides long. RefSeq names its product neuropeptide B (gene NPB). Gene Ontology annotation, biological process: G protein-coupled receptor signaling pathway; feeding behavior. The record is from RefSeq and is a predicted model, not a curated record. NCBI's taxonomy places the organism in Eukaryota, Metazoa, Chordata, Lepidosauria, Squamata, Natricidae. The transcript is spliced from 2 exons. Gene Ontology annotation, molecular function: G protein-coupled receptor binding. The coding region runs from base 953 to 1351 and encodes 132 amino acids.